GUGAAGAUGAUUUUCGUGCUGCAAAUUAUGUCCUUUACUCUGGCCUUUGUGUCAACAUUUUUCUUGAUUGUGGCAACCUGGACAGAUUGUUGGAUGGUGAACGCUGAUGAUAGUUUGGAGGUCAGUCAGAAAUGCAGGGGUUUGUGGUGGGAAUGCGUCACAAACUCCAUGGAUGGGAUCAGGACAUGUGAUCAAUAUGACUCCAUAUUAGCAGAACAUCCACUUAAGAUAGUGCUCACUCGAGCACUAAUGAUUACAGCAGACAUUCUGGCAGGCUUUGCACUUAUUAUAUUACUUUUUGGAUUGGACUGUGUGAAGAUUCUAAGAGAAGAACCUCAGAUCAAAUUAAGAAUCUGUUACAUGGCAGGCUUCAUUUUUGGAAUAGGAGGAAUCCCAGGUAUGAUCGGUUCCGUGUGGUACGCCGUGGAUGUGUACGUGGAAAGAGCGACACUGGUACUGCAGAAUGUGUUUUUAGGAAUUCAGUAUGAAUUUGGUUGGUCUUGCUGGCUGGGAAUGGCUGGGUCGACAGGCUGCUUCCUGGCUUCUAUCAUGUUAACCUGUUGCCUUUAUCUUUUCAGAGAUUUGAGAACUGCACGAUACAACCUCUCCUUCUAUCAAUAUGGAAGAACAGCCACUGGCAAAAUGUACGCCAUGGACUCACGAGUCUAG
Molecule: messenger RNA, 669 nt
Organism: Carcharodon carcharias (great white shark)
Lineage: Eukaryota; Metazoa; Chordata; Chondrichthyes; Lamniformes; Lamnidae
Product: claudin-16-like
Exons: 5
Coding region: 7-669 (220 amino acids)
Biological process (GO): bicellular tight junction assembly; cell adhesion
Cellular component (GO): plasma membrane; bicellular tight junction
Molecular function (GO): structural molecule activity
Source: RefSeq, a predicted model, not a curated record